AUGGAUGAUGUUCACAGUACGGCCAGCAGUACACGUAGCGAUGAUAAGCGCGUGAAUGGCUCGACGAGUCUCCUCGAUCUACCGUUAGCCCCUGCCCCACCUCCUCCAGUUGACGAUGAAGGCUACACGAUAAGGGAACACGAAGGCGAUAAAGAAGACACGAAUUGGUCGUCCUGCAGUAGCAGCGAUGAGGACGAGGACGCUCUACAACAAUCGAAAAUUCGGAACUUGACGAUACGACCGGCCGAUUCGGCGAAGACGAUGAAUGCAUCAGUGGACGAGUUGCGCGACGCCAUCGGUCACAUCAGUAUAUGUAGAAGUAAUACAUUCGAUAAGGAUCCUUGGUCUGUUGGAACAAGUCGUCCCCCGCUAUUCUCACAAUCAUUAUCCGGUGGCAGUUUGAAGCCGUUGCGACCCUGUCAUACUGCCGAUGGUCGAUUUCGAUCGAAUUUCAACGAAUCAGAUUUUGGAAAAAGCAAUAUGCCAUUGAACUUCUCCGCUUCGAUGGGUCCUAUAGCUGGUAUGGCGAGAGCACGACCUCGAAGCAACACUCCCACUUACAACUCCACACUUGGUGUUGCCACAAUGAGGAAGGACUCGGUCGGUUCAACCGAAUGGGGAUCAUCCUUCGCGAUCAACAAUGGUGAUGGUAAUCAUUCCUUGGGCGAGUCGUCGUUCAAUCUUUCUCAGUCAACGGCGAAUCUCAUGCAGGCAACCAUAAGCGAGCAUCGGGUUCCUGUUGCUAUGGCUAUCAACGAGUACUCACAUGUGUGGUUCAAGAACGCUAACGUUGAGGAGUAA
This is a messenger RNA of Ostertagia ostertagi, 801 nucleotides long. NCBI's taxonomy places the organism in Eukaryota, Metazoa, Nematoda, Chromadorea, Rhabditida, Trichostrongylidae. The record is from the annotation of a GenBank genome assembly.